This is a messenger RNA of Galendromus occidentalis (western predatory mite), 1769 nucleotides long. RefSeq names its product 2-acylglycerol O-acyltransferase 2. Gene Ontology annotation, biological process: triglyceride biosynthetic process. Gene Ontology annotation, cellular component: endoplasmic reticulum membrane. Gene Ontology annotation, molecular function: diacylglycerol O-acyltransferase activity. The coding region runs from base 238 to 1332 and encodes 364 amino acids. The transcript has 5 exons. Lineage: Eukaryota; Metazoa; Arthropoda; Arachnida; Mesostigmata; Phytoseiidae. The record is from RefSeq and is a predicted model, not a curated record.
CGUGGAUCAUUUCAUCAAGCUCCACAGCGUUCCGCUUGCCAGGUGUCGAAUAGGCAUUCCUUAGAGGGUGGAUCAAAAGCGAUCUUUGUUGCGCUGCCAGGCCGCACACUCGAGCUAUCGCGAUACGCGAACGUGUGUCGUCUGUCCACCGAGGAGUCGGUUGGAGCGACUCGGUGCCGGGCUGUCACUCGACAGAGAGCAGCACGCCUCCAAAGAGUGAAGUUUCGAUUGUGCAAUAUGGCAACGCAAACCGUCUCAGAGGUGAUGUCUGAAGUUGAGACUAAAGCGCGAAUUGUGCCGCGGAGAAAGCUAACGCGGAUCAUGGGGGUGGAAUUCGCGCCCAUAAACACUCCUCUGGAACGUCGCCUUCAGACAUUCUCAGCUGCCUCCAUGAGUUUCUCGUUCCUGUUCGCCGGUCUUGGAGGGAUCCUUCUGAGCGUGUAUCUAUUCUUCUUCACGAGUUAUUAUUUGAUACCACUCAUAUACAUGGUCUGGUACGUUUACGACAUAGACACUUGUGAGCGCGGCGGAAGGCGAUGGCAACGACUCCGGAAGCUCCGAGUGUGGAGAUACAUGAGGGACUACUUCCCGCUUCGUCUGGUGAAAACUGCCGAACUUCCAGCGGACAGGAAUUAUAUCAUAGGGUACCAUCCUCACGGUAUCAUGAGCUUCGGCGCAGUCGUUAACUUCGCAACCGAAGGAACCAAGUUCAGUGAGGUUUUCCCAGGCAUCGUCACCCAUCCUCUGACGCUCCGCAUGAACUUCCUUUUCCCCUUCUAUCGAGAACUGCCGCUCCUCUAUGGGAUCUGUUGCGUCUCUCAGAAAUCCAUCGAGUGGAUCCUGAACAGGAAGGGCAAGGGAAAUGCUGCGGUCAUCGUAAUCGGUGGGGCUCAGGAGGCGCUGGACGCUCAUCGUGGCGACGAUUACCAUCUGACUCUGAAGCAUCGGAAAGGAUUCGCGCGGGUCGCUUUGCAGAACGGGGCUGACCUGGUCCCCGUGUUUUCUUUCGGCGAAAACGACAUAUUCACUCAGGUCGAGAACCCUCGCGGCUCGAAAUUACGCAUGUUUCAAGAGUUUGUUAAGAGGCUUGUCGGUGUUUCUCCAGCUCUUUUCCAUGGGAGAGGUGUCUUUCAGUACACGUGGGGAUACGUGCCCUUCAGAUCGCCAAUAACAACCGUGGUCGGAGCACCGAUCCGCGUCGAGCGUGUGGCCAAUCCAAGCCGAGAACAAGUGGACGAGCUCCAUGGGAGAUACGUCGAGCAGCUCCGCGAGAUAUUCGAAACGCAUAAACAUCGAUGCGGCGAAUCGCACAAAAAGCUCCUGAUAGAUUAAUUGGCUCGAAACUCGCCAUAUUCGAGCCGCCCUCGCGGCAUGAACAAUAUCGUCACGAGCAGACGGAGACAAUGACAUCAAAUGCGAAAAACCCGGAUGAUCAUGGGAAGAAUCGCUCUGCAAAUGCUCGAAGGGGAAAAAACAGUGAAACCUCCUUGAGACGAGUCACUUGGAGACCGAAAGUUUCGCGGGAAUUCUACUGUUUCGCUCUGUUGAGGGUCAUUCAGCGCCGGCGCUACGGAUCCCUGAUCGAAAAGACUGCUGAAGAGUACCUGUUCCCAAAACCGAGUUUCGACUUGUACCCGGUCUCGCUGGCGGAAUUCACUGUACAAUCGUUCGUCACGUUUCGGAGCGCGUCGUAACUGAAGUGUAAAUAAAUCGUGUCUUCUGAAGUCGAAAGGCAACGGCCUUGACAGGAUGGUGGCAUCUAGAAAAAA